Messenger RNA from Hansenula ciferrii, 1335 nucleotides. Its product is annotated as copper fist DNA-binding domain-containing protein. NCBI's taxonomy places the organism in Eukaryota, Fungi, Ascomycota, Saccharomycetes, Phaffomycetales, Wickerhamomycetaceae. Gene Ontology annotation, cellular component: nucleus. Bases 1 to 1335 code for a protein of 444 amino acids. The transcript has a single exon. Gene Ontology annotation, biological process: intracellular copper ion homeostasis; positive regulation of transcription by RNA polymerase II; intracellular iron ion homeostasis. Gene Ontology annotation, molecular function: DNA-binding transcription factor activity, RNA polymerase II-specific; copper ion binding; RNA polymerase II cis-regulatory region sequence-specific DNA binding. The record is from RefSeq and is a predicted model, not a curated record.
AUGAUUUUAUUACACAACGAGAGAUUAGCCUGUGAGCAAUGUAUCAGAGGUCAUAGGGCUGCUGACUGUCAACAUUUGAACAAAUCAUUAAUAUCAAUCAAGGGAAGAGGUAGACCACCAGCUAAGGAUUUAAGUGUUAGAUAUAAGGUUGAUCCAUUUCCAAAUAUUAUUAGUCAAACUUGGGAGCCAAUUGAAAGUAAAAAUGGUCGUGGUAGGCCUGGUGCUAAGAAGUUUUGUUUCCAUGUGGAUCCAGAAACUCCUGUUGAAACUUACCAAGUUAAAUUAGGCAAAGGGUUCCUGGUUAUUGGUCCAUAUGAUCCACCACCAGAUUUCAAAUACCAAGGUGCAUUUAGAAUCAGAAGACAUGUUAAAGGAAGAACUGUUAUUUCUCCUAUGAACACUUUUGGUGAAAGUUCUCCAAAGAAAAAUGGUCUUCGUUCUCAAGGUGCUGGUGUUCGUAAGCCAAGAAAAUCAAGGGCUAAGAAGCAUACUAAAACAGAAGCUCAAAACGCUGAAUUAAACGUUGCACAAUCUGUCAAUAACAAUGCUGCUAAUCAAACUUAUCAAGUUAAUAACCAAUUACAACCACCACAACCAUAUCCACAACAGUUAGAUAAUCAGUAUAAUGGUCAAUAUCAAUUCCAGGUUCAACCACAAGUUCAAGGUCAACAGCAAUACACUCAAAAUUUUGAACAAUCACAACCUCAACCACAAACCCAAAGUAGAUUUCAAAUUGAUCCACCAGAUUAUCUACAAUAUGCUAAUCAACAACAAGACCACACUUCUAAUUUCUUCAAAUCCAUUGACCAAAAUAGAGGUAAUAACAAUACAUCACCGGGUAAUAAUAGUGAUGUUACAGCUGUUGAAGAUGAUACCUUUUCAUCACCUUUUGACGAGUACCCUGUUUAUGAUAAUAGAAAUAAUGGAGGUAUGGAUCAAAACCAAAGAGCUUCAAUUUCAUCACAAAGCUCUAAUAUCACUCUGACUGGUGCUCCUGAUUUUGAGAAUACAUAUUCAUCACUGAAUUAUAUUACCACCCAAAAUAAUAUGAAUGAUCUGGAGCUUUUAUCCGACCUUGAUGCUGAUCCUCAUUCUGGUAUUAUCAAUCCAAACCAAUUUGAUGCUGGUCCUUCUAUUGAUCCUUCAAAUGUUCAACUGAAUUCUGAUGAUUUUGGGUUUCAGCAGCAUUUAACUGUCGGUGAUGAGUUUUUAGCAUUUGAAGAAGCAGCUCUUAGAGAUACAGAUAAAGAAUCAAAUCUUCCAUCUACAUCUGUCAAUACUUUCCUUGGUGAAUUACAUCUCACUGAUGAUUUAUUUGGUCAUUAUCCUCAUUAG